UAAAGUUUCAACGUAGUAUUCUCUUUCAGGAAAGUCCCAAGACAUCUUUAUUUUAAUAUUCUCCGCCUAACCUACUUUAUUUGCUGUUUAUUUGUUUCUUUGUAUAAAGCAGGAGACCGGGAUCGUGUGGUCUCAGACCCUCAGUGCCCAUUGCCAAGAAGCAGAGAGAGUUAUUCGCAUCUUCGAAAUCUCGGUCGUUUGGGUAACUCUCAUAAGGGCAGAGAAGGAAAGAGAGGGAAAUCUACCAUGGCCGAAGAGACUGUGACAGGUUCCACUGAUUUGUCGUUAAAAAGGCCGAGGGAGGAAGAGGAAAACGGAGCUUCUGCCACCGCCGCCACCGGAGAAGCCAUGGAAACCGAGAACGAUAAUGGAACCCCUGGUAUCUCCUCCGUUAUUCCCGGUUGGUUCUCCGAGAUUAGCCCAAUGUGGCCAGGAGAGGCACAUUCUUUGAAGGUGGAGAAGAUCUUGUUCCAAGGGAAGUCUGACUACCAGGAUGUUAUGGUGUUUCAGUCUGCAACGUACGGGAAGGUUCUGGUUUUGGAUGGAGUGAUUCAGCUCACAGAGAGAGAUGAGUGUGCAUAUCAAGAAAUGAUAACUCACCUUCCACUGUCCUCAAUCCCCAACCCUAAGAAGGUUUUGGUUAUCGGUGGAGGAGAUGGUGGAGUCUUGAGAGAAGUGGGUCGGCACUCUUCCGUCGAGCAAAUAGAUAUAUGUGAAAUAGAUAAGAUGGUUGUCGAUGUUUCUAAACAGUUCUUUCCUGAAGUAGCCAUUGGAUAUGAGGAUCCCCGUGUUACUCUCCAUAUUGGUGAUGGAGUUGCAUUUCUGAAGGCUGUUCCUAAAGGGACCUAUGAUGCAGUCAUAGUAGAUUCUUCUGACCCUAUAGGCCCUGCACAAGAGCUUUUUGAGAAGCCGUUCUUCCAGUCUGUAGCGAAUGCUCUUCGUCCAGGGGGAGUUGUUUGUACUCAGGCGGAAAGCAUAUGGCUUCAUAUGCACAUCAUUGAAGAUAUUGUGGCAAACUGCCGCCAAAUCUUCAAAGGCUCCGUCAACUAUGCAUGGACCACCGUCCCUACUUAUCCAAGGUAUAUUACGAUUAAUUUAAGGAUCAUAGUCAGCUCCGUUCCUUUUUUCCUUUGUUGUUCUGCUGUCGUUUUGUUGCAUUUCAAGCAGCAUCCUGAUGUUAUUGGUCUCUCAUUCGCUCGCAGUGGCGUGAUUGGCUUCAUGCUUUGCUCUACCGAGGGACCCUCUGUCGAUUUCAAGAAUCCAGUGAGUUCAAUAGACACCAACACUGACUAUAACAAAGCAAGAGGGCCAUUGAAGUUUUACAACCCUGAGAUUCAUACUGCUGCUUUCUGUCUGCCAGCCUUUGCGAAGAAGGUGAUUGACGCAAAGGCAAAAUGAAUAUGAGUUCUUAAAUACCAAGCCGGUGAGCUUGUCAUCGCUUUGAUCGAUACUUAAUAGAGAGAAUAGUUUGGACUUUCAUCCUUGGGUGAAACUUAGGAUGGGCAUCUGUUUACGAGCCAUGGGAAUAAUUAGAGUUUUUCUUGACAUCUUUAUGUUUGAAUUUAUGGUUUUAAUCUUGAAGGAGUUUUGACUUAUGUACUGUACAACGUGUAUGCAGAAUUCUAGCAGUCAAUAGUGAACUCCCUAGUUGUUAUCAUACAUACAGUUCUUUUAUUUUCCCUUUUUGGUGCUCUGCUCUGUUAAGACGCGCAAACCAUGCCUUGCACCGUAAGGCAAGGGGCUUCUGUUCCUUGGGGGUUGGUUGAACACAUUGCUUCGAAAUAAUAAUAUUAUUACAGGUUCGAACUCUACGGCCAGAUUGUCCUCCAAACAGGUUUUUUUUUUUUUUUUUUUUG
Messenger RNA from Linum tenue, 1856 nucleotides. Lineage: Eukaryota; Viridiplantae; Streptophyta; Magnoliopsida; Malpighiales; Linaceae. The record is from the annotation of a GenBank genome assembly.